AUGAAGAUCACCUCCAUGGCCGCCACCGCGCUGGCCAGCGCCUCCCUAUCAUCGGCAGCCAUCUCGCUGCCAAACGGAUGGUUCUCAAUCGCCCCCCAGGAGAAGAUUAAGCCCGGAAAGCUGGAUGGCGAGCCUCGCUAUCUGACAUGGAUGGCAGACUCCCAGAUCAAGCACGGUGUCGAGCCUACCCACGCUUACACCAUCUCAGCAUUUUACUCGGGUGUCUUGCGGGCAUUUGAGCGGACCGGCGACCAGAAAUACUACGAUUACGUCAAACACGCCACGGAGAUACUCCUUUACCCGGCGCAGAAUGGAGAGAUUCUGCUGUACAAUAACAGUAACUCAAUCGAUGACAUUCGCUUUGGCCACACCUUUUUGGACAUCUACAACGCAACAGGUGACGAGAUCUACAAGACGGCCGCUCAAACCCUGCGCAACCAGAUUGACCGCACAGGUCGUACGCCCGACGGUGGCUUUUACCACCGCUACCCCGUUUACAUUGACCAAAUGUGGCUGGAUGGCAUCUACAUGCUCGACGUCUUCUACGCCCGCUGGACCCGCGAGUUUGAGCCCGACAACUCCACUGCUUGGGACGAUAUCGCACUCCAGUUCGACCUCAUCGACGCCGGAACUACCGUCGACCGCAACCGCACCAACGGCCUUCCGCUGCACGGCUUCGACUGGAGCAAGACGGCAAUCUGGGCCGACCCGGAGACAGGCGCCUCUCCGCACGUGUGGGGCCGUGCUGUGGGCUGGUACAUUAUGGCUCUUGUCGACGUUAUCGAGCUCUUCCCAGAGAAUCAUCCCGGCCGCGAGCGUUUGAUCAAGUAUCUCCAGUCCGUCUCCGAUGCCGUCGUCGCUGCUCAGGACAAGAAAACUAAGGGCUGGUGGCUGGUCAUGACCCCUGGCACCGAGGGACAGUGGGGUAACUACAUUGAGAGUUCUGGCUCCGCCAUGUUCGUGUACAGUUUGCUGAAGAGUGUUCGCCUUGGCUAUAUCAAAGGAGACCAGUACCUCAAGACUGCACUUAGCGGAUACAAGCUGAUGACGGACAAUUUCGUCGACACACGCAAGAGCGACAAUGCUCUCGUCUGGGGUUGGACUGUGCAGACUGGCAGCUUGAGCUCCAACGGCACUUUCGAGUACUACGCCAGCAUGCCUCUCUUUGAGAACGACUUGAAGGGUGUUGCUCCAUUUCUGUUCUCUAGCUACGAGUAUGAGUUGUACUUGGAAGGCAACAAGUAG
Molecule: messenger RNA, 1245 nt
Organism: Colletotrichum spaethianum
Lineage: Eukaryota; Fungi; Ascomycota; Sordariomycetes; Glomerellales; Glomerellaceae
Product: unsaturated rhamnogalacturonyl hydrolase YteR
Exons: 2
Coding region: 1-1245 (414 amino acids)
Biological process (GO): carbohydrate metabolic process
Source: RefSeq, a predicted model, not a curated record